This is a messenger RNA of Ambispora gerdemannii, 1458 nucleotides long. The record is from the annotation of a GenBank genome assembly. Lineage: Eukaryota; Fungi; Glomeromycota; Glomeromycetes; Archaeosporales; Ambisporaceae.
AUGGCAAGCUUAGUAAAAUUUAUAUACGAUAAAUUUCUUGUGGUUAAUUCUCGCCACCCCCAAUAUGAACCCAUUCGUUCAGGUACACCUAUUGUCGGGCAAGAGAAUCAGGACGAUGACUUAAUGAGAGGUGGUCUUUCUAAUAUUCCGAACAACGUGCCCGUGGAUAGAUACAAACUAGUCUAUUGGAUUUUCUUGAUACAGGGACUCGCAAUGUUACUACCAUGGAACGCUUUUAUAACGUCAUCGGAAUUCUUUCGCGCUAAAUUCUCUGGAUCACCAUAUGCUCAUAAUUUCCAAAAUUAUUUCUCGAUUGGGUUUACGUUGUUUAAUCUGAUCUUUUUUGGACAAGCUUUAUAUACACAGAGAAAGGCGGAUAUAUUCCGUCGAAUAGUCUUUUCACUCAUAAUUAAUGUUCUAGUAUUCUCUUCGAUGGCUAUUUCGACCCUUUGUGUGGAUUCAUUUUCGCCUUCGGGUUAUUUUUACUUUAGUAUGUGUAUGCUUUUAAUCACGGGUGCUACAACUUCAUGGAUUCAAAAUGGGAUCUUUGCCCUUGCUUCCCAAUUCGCUCCUAUCCAUAUGCAGGCUGUGAUGAGUGGACAAGGUGUGGCUGGUAUUACCGUAUCUAUUACUCAAAUCAUGGCUGCAUUAGCCACUGAAACAUCUUCAAAUCAAGAAGCAACACCAACCUUAGAAGACUUGACUCGUGGCGCAAAAUAUUACUUUGUAUUUACGUUGGCAGUCGCUGUAGCUGCUUUGAUUUCCUUCUCCAUUCUUAUACGGUUGCCGACUUAUCACUAUUACACUUUUCGCAGUAAACAGCAAUCUGAUGUUUUCGAUGGGACAAAUUCCACGGAUUCUUCCAUCACCGAACAAGCCAGAUUUCUCUCUAAGACACUCAACAGAAUACCAUUAUUGGCAUGCGCUGUAUUAUUAGCAUUCGUUGUGACUUUAGCACUUUUUCCAUCAAUCACCGCAUCCAUCAAAUCAGUAGUGAAACCAGGAGAUCGACAAAAAUUUCAACAAGAUUACUUAUUCAUCCCAAUCCAUUUUCUAAUAUUCAAUGGUGGUGACUUGAUCGGUCGUAAUUUGCCAGGAUUGGAUUGUCUCAUGAUUGCAAGUCAAAGAAAGUUGGCUAUAUUUUCGCUUUUCCGAUUGAUUUUUGUGCCGAUUUUCUUGACAUGUAAUGUCGAUGCCGGGAAUUCUGUAUCACAGUCAUUUCCCUUAUUGAUAAAGAACGAUAUGUUGUACUUUUCCUUUCUGAUGCUGUUUGCAGUCACAGGUGGAUAUUUGGGUUCAUCAGUAAUGAUGGCAGGACCACAAAUGGUACCUGAUAAUGAAAGAGAUAUCGCUGGAGGGAUAUUGGGAUUUUCGUUAAUUCUCGGUUUGGUCGUAGGAUCAGCAUUUUCUUUCCUUGCAAGAGCAGUAAUUUGUGAAUGCAAUCCUUUUCUAAGCUGA